Brachypodium distachyon (stiff brome) is the source of this 1580-nucleotide messenger RNA. Its product is annotated as F-box protein At5g62510. Bases 140 to 1297 code for a protein of 385 amino acids. Gene Ontology annotation, molecular function: protein binding. NCBI's taxonomy places the organism in Eukaryota, Viridiplantae, Streptophyta, Magnoliopsida, Poales, Poaceae. The transcript is spliced from 2 exons. The record is from RefSeq and is a predicted model, not a curated record.
AAAAUAAACCCUUGCUCGGUCGAUAGCGCCGCGCCGCCGCUUCCAUCCUCCCGGCGGGUCGUCGGCGCCGUGCCGCGCGGUGCUCUCUCUGGCGCGUCCUCCGCUUCAACUCAUUUCCGACCUCGCUUUUUUGCUGCAGAUGGCCAAGAGGAAGAGAUCCAAGAAAGGAUGGUCCGAGGAACGGAGUUGCCCAACGGCUAGGCUCACUAGCGACCUCUUCAUCGAGAUCAUCUCUCGCCUCCCUGUCAAGGCCGUCGGCCGCGCCAAGUGUGUCUCGAAAACCUGGAGGAACCUAAUCCAGCACCCCGACCACCGCAGCAAGCUCCCCCACGCCCUGGCCGGCUUCUUCUACAACAGAUACAACGACAGCGUAGAGCGACUCCCAUCGACCAUGCCCAAUUUCACCAACGUCUCAGGGGACGUCUGCCCUUUCAACUGCCCCUCAUUCGACUUUCUACCCAUACACCAACGCAUAGAGCUCUUGGACUGCUGCAACGGCCUGCUCCUCCUCCGCCUCUUUGACAACCAGGAUGCUGAUGCUUUCUCUUAUGUUGUGUGCAACCCCGCCACCAAGAACUGGACUGCCCUGCCGAACUCCAUCCAAUCCCGUGUCAAGUUGUGCAUUGUGCGGUUGGGUUUUGACCCAGCUGUGUCGUCCCACUUCCAUGUGUUCGAGUUCUUGGAGGAUGAGUAUGAGUACGAUAUCACUGGAUUGGGUGUAUAUUCGUCUGAAAAAAGUGAAUGGGUUUAUACUGAAGAGAUAGGAUCGGGAGAUGAUAUUAUUCGCCUUCUUCAUGAUAACUCGCCGUCUAUCUUUGUUAAUGGCUGCCUGCAUUUUGUCACCAUGGAACCUGCUGUAGUUGCGGUGGACACAAAGGGGAAAACAUGGAGGAUAAUACGUGCCCCUGAUGGUGGCAGCGAUGAUGAGGAGGCUGGCAUGGGUCAUGGAUUCAUUCAGCAUUCCCAGGGCUGCUUGCAUUAUUCCAACCUUGAGAGGCACGGUGAAGGGAUUCAACUGGUAGUUUAUGUUCUCAUGGAAUAUGGCAGCCAAGAUUGGAUAUUGAAGCACAGCAUUGAUCUUUCAUAUCUAUUUGACUGGAGAAGAGUUGAUCUUUUAGUGGACUUUAACUGGGUAGCAAUUCAUCAGGAAUGUAACCUGAUUUUCUUCACUGCCGGGCCAGAUAACACACUGAUGUCCUAUGAUAUGGAUCGUCAGCAAGUCCGUGUGAUGCAAAGUCUUGGACAUGACUCUGGGACGCACUAUCUGCUGUAUGUGCCAUUAUAUACUCAUAGCUAGAAGCUUUGCACAUGUGACAUCCAUACGGGAUGGGUACCUUUAUAACAAGUAAUCUUUGGUAGGAGUUAAAUUGCUGUGGAGCAGUGGGCUUUGCAUAUCCGCUUAAUUUGGUUCCUGUUGUGUGUGUGGAGCGAUUAGGUCUUUCUUGUUUUGCUUUGGGCGGCAAUGCUGGUAGUUUGUUAAUGAAGAUUUUGUGGUUAGUUCCUGUGUCUUUGUAACAAUGGUUUAAAUUGCUGGACCCACAUGUUGCUAGUGUUUAAUUAUGAUCAUUAUUGAAACGACA